CCUUGUUGAAAAUGCACCGAUGCCUUCAUAGAUGUGGUAUUACACGUGUUUUUAUUGCAACAUUGUGCUUGAAAAGCAGCGAAAUUUUUGGAGAGAUGGGCUCUUUUUCUAAAUAGCAUAUAGAAGGAUUUCUGGAAUCGGCUCAUCUUGCAUAGUGUGUUCGGGAUGACGCGUGAUUCCGGUCGAAAGAAACAGGAUCGUCGAAGAAGUAGCAUCAAACUUCCUAAGGGCGCUUACACUUUGGAUAAACGGCUUGUUCCACGAGUGAAAGAGGUAAAUACAGGAAGUGAAUAGCGAGUAACUUAAGGAAAUUUUGUCUCUAUGCGAAGGAAGACUUUGAUUUUGAUUAAAACAAGAAGUGUAAUUUUUCAUUGUGUGUUUGUUCCUCAAAUCAAAGUAUCUGAACCAGUUUAGAAAAGGACACCAACCAGACAUCGAAGAACUGGUGAACCAUUUACAGACAAGAUAUAAGUAAGUGUUAUUUUUGUUUUGCUUUAUAUUCGGGGUUUUAGGCCCUUUUAAGUGCUCAGAUUUUUAGAUUGUAGCCCAACCUUAGUUAUUGGAACCUGAAAAAUUAAACCUGAUUAUCUUAUAAUUUUCAAUCUUGAUGGUUUUGUCGAUCGUCUCUUUCUGACAAGUAGAUUUAUUUUUAAAGUAAAUUCUGAGCCAGAUUCAGGCCCAGAUCCAAGUCAGUUGACUGACUUACAGUUAUUUAACUUUCCAAAUAGGAACUAAUUUGCAUGGUGGUUAGGAUUUGUUAGCUGCAAUUUGCUUUGGGUUAGCAUUUAUUGACUGAAGUAUGGCAUUCAAUUUGAGGUUGGCUUUGCAUUAUAUGCUGGUUUUUAGAUAUAUAUGUGGUCUAAAAAUUAUUAAAUUAAGAAAGAAGUAGAUCCUUGGCUCAGUCCCUAUCCGAAAUGUUUGACUGAUAUUAAAAAAACCAUUUGUCUGCAAUUUACAUACCAUGAAUUGAUGACUCUCUUAAUUUCUUGACAAGGACUUGACAAUGGCUUGGGCUUGGGCUUGGACUUAACUUAACCAAUUUACUCAAUCUUCUCCAUUAAUCUAUUUUUUCAAGGGUUUAAUUUAUAUUUUAUAAAGGUAUCUUUUGAUGACAAUCAAUACUUUACAGUUACAACUCAGAUGCAUAUGUGUGCCAGACCUAGUCAACAAAAAGCUCCAUCCUUUCAUUUUGUCUUAACCAACUUCUCCUGUUUGUUUUCCCACUAAGCUGUUUGGAAAGGUUGCCAUCUAUGACAGCAUUUUUUUGGAUUUUUUUUAUAAUGACUAAUCAAUGUAAUUUAGAGGAAGAGCAUUAUCCUCCAUCUUUGCAGAAUCAUAUUAUAUUUUGUAAAGUUUAAAAACAUAGCCCAUUUUUUAAUUUUUGUUUUGUUUUACAGUGAAUAUUCAAGAAGAAAAAGAAGAGCUUUUAAGCAAUCUGUGGAGAAAGGUAAAAUUGUAUUUCCUAGUAAAAUUGCUUUAAGUUAUCUUUAAUUUUUUCUAAAUUAUUGCUUUGUACUUUGGAUUAUUUUCAGUUUGUGAUGCAAUUGCUAAGGAGCGAGAGGAAGACAAACACCUUCAGCACUUGGAAGAAAGGUUUCUUCAAAAGCGAAAAAACUCACCUGACCUCAGGUACAAUUCAUUGCCAUAAAUUUUGUCUAUCAGUUAUUUGUCUUGGGGCAAAAAAAUUGGUGUGUUUGAGUGAUAUUGAUUUUAUCUUUUCAGGAAUAUUAUAGAUGAUGAUGAUGAUGGAGAACAGGGAAGUAUUAAUGACAGUCAAGAUGGAUCUAGUGAUAGUGAGUUCUCCUUAGGAGAUGAACCACUUAUGGAGGUGCAUGUGAGUGGUAAAAAUUGUUUUCAUUGUUAAGAACAAAAAUAGUCAUGGUAACAGAUGGUGAAUAGUGUUUAUCAAUGAUUUGUUUCAUGGAAUUUGUAAAUGUCAUUUAAUGCAAAAUCUUUUAUUCAUUGUCAAGAAUGCAAAUUCUCUUACUUUGUUGUGUAGGAUUACAUUUUAUUGUAUUUAUUUUACAACUUUUGUUAAAAUAAAUUUCAUUCAAACUGUAGAUGAAAGUUGAGUGAAAAAGUUACCCUAACUUGCAUUUUCAGGCUUUUCAACUGAAAUUACUUGAUUCUAUAACAUUCUUAGGCAAGACACUUCACUGUAAGAGAGUCUUCUUGUUAGCCAGCAAAAUAAAUGAUUGUGAGCAAACUAUUGAAGAAACUGAAAGGAUCAGGGAGGUGGGGGGGGGGGGUGAUUUUCUGUAAUGAAAUAGUCAAGGGAAAGGAGCAAUGCCUGUGGUCUCUCAAUUCUAUGGAAAAUAUUACCUCUGGUGGUAUGGGCUGUUCAACUUGUAUGUAGACAUGAGUAUUGAGCAGUAUUUUGAAAAUGUACUCUACAGGAUACAAACAUGAUGAAUCAAUCCAUGCAAUCAAUGUACAAAGCCACAAGUUCAGGUCAAAACUCUGAGGAUGAAGGAGAGCAUGAUCAGAUAACAGACCUUUCCAAAGCAAAUGAAAUGAUGCAAGGUAAACUCUGUACAUGCCACCACUAGAUAACAAAAUUUUCAGCAGGUUUCAAGUCAAAUUAGUUGGGUAGUGUUUAUAUUCUAGGUUUAAAAUGGAAUUUAGGUUAGAUGGAUGAUGAUUAUGAGGAUUUAUUUCAAUAAUAAUAAUAAUAAUGAUAAUUAUAAUAUUUAUCCAGGUAUUCUACCCCCCUAUGCAGUUUGUUUUUAAUGUCAUUGUCCAGAUUAUUACAGUUACUAGAAGCUUGAAAAGUAAAAGUUUGUUUGCCUCAAUAGGUGUGCCGCAAGGAAGAUGUAGAUCUUCUUGAACAAUGCAAAACAAAAAUUAAAUUACUUUAAAAUUGUUUUGACCUAAAUUCAUUUUAAACAACACUUGUUACACAAACUUACCUUUUAAACAAGCUCAUCUAUUGAACUCAGUUCCCAACUUGUAGAGGAGGUUUAUCACUAAACAAAUAAUUUUGCCACAGAGUUAUUGACAAAUUGCCAUGUCAGACCCCCCCCCCAUUUGCUAUCAACUGAUGUUUCAUUUUUUAUCUUAGAUACAGUUGUUCCAGGUAGUAAAAGUAUGCAUGGACAUGAAGAAAAGUCAAGCAAUGAAAUAAGCACCUCAGAUAUCAACCAAACCAUGAUGAAAGAUAUUGAUCUCUCAUCUGUAAGUAAAUUAUUUUCAUUGUUUGUUUAGACCAAAAGGACACUGUGAGGUAAAUUUUCACAGGCAAACACCUUUCCUCUCUUCCUUUGACUGAGAUAGUCAUGACUUUCUUGCAGUCAUUUAUCAGUCUUGAGUUGUUUAACCCUCUCACUCUCUAGAUCUCACUAACAGUUCUCCUUACUGUCUGAAAUACAAUUCUUAUAAUGUUAAUUUGGAGAACUUGGUUUUGGAUCAACUUAUAAUCUAGUUUUAUUCUUAUCACUUAUCUACUUGAUAUUGUAUUCACAUUAUAAGGAGAAAUUUGAUCUUUAUCACUCAUGGGAGCUAAAUGGUUAACAUGGUAUUUUGAAUAAGACAAAUAUAGCUGAAUAUCAGUUAUCUAGAAGCACCGGUUGUAGCUCUGAUUAUAGGCUGACAGAGUUGACAAGUGCUCUGAAAUUGUGUUUUAGAAUAAAAUGACAGAUGUAAAUGGGAAGAGGAAAAGAAGCCCCCUUAAAGAUGACAAGGAAACAGGGACAACACCCAAGAAAAGCAGGAGAAGUUUACAGAGGAAUGGUAAAGAAAAACCUGCGAAAGAUCCUGGUUAGAGCAAAAUUGAUUUUUCUUGUAUAUGAUUGAAUGUUCUGCAUACUUAAACUUGAGUCAAUUUAAUGAAAAAUUAAAGAACAAUUCAAGACUUCUUCCAGUUUUAAGAUCAUGAUGUUGUGAUUUAAAGGGAAAAGCUUGACUUAAAUGCUACAAGGAAACCCUUUGAUGUUGUGUUAACAACACAAAUCAUAUUUUGAUAAUUUUUUUUUUCUGAAGAAUUUGAGCUCACCCAAUCAUCAGUAAAAUUCUCAGAUAUUGGGGGUUGUGAUGACACUGUGGAUCAAGUUUGUAAACUGCUGGUUCACAUGAAGCAUCCUGAAGUGUUCCGCACGCUUGGAGUGACCCCGCCCAGAGGGUUCCUCCUUCAUGGUCCUCCAGGGUGUGGCAAGACCUUACUAGCUCAUGCUAUCGCAGGGGUAUGUUCAUUUUUUUUUACCUCAUGGCCAGUUUGGGUGUAGUGGUAUUGAUUCUGACAGCAGAGAUCCAUGAAAACUUAACCCUUAAUUAACUAUAAUCAAUAACUUACAAGUUCCAUCAUGCUACAGUUUAAUAUUGGCAAUUCCAAAAAAAAAUCAGGUUUGGAAAGGCAUGUUUUGGUUCUAAUGUUUCUUCACUGUACAAUGCUUUUGACAUAUGUUUGGCAAUAAAAAGCCAUAGGGGUCUCUUAACCCUUUAACUCCAGAGGUGAUUAACAUGUAACUUCUCCCUUUAAUAUCCAUUCAGGUAAUGAGAAUACUCAAACUUAUCAGGUAGAGGUUGUUCUCUUGAUCUAACACCAAAAUCUUGCAACUUAUUUAAAAGGGAAUAUGUAACAGCUAGAGGGGAGAAUUAACAAUUAGAUCUUGGGAGUUAAAUGGUUAGGCACUAGUAUGGCUUAAAAGUGGUGAAAAAAGAAUUACAUAUUAAAGUUCUGCAAAUUCAAACUGCAGCACAUUGGUGCCACCACUUUCAUUCAUGAAAAUUUAUCAUACAGUAACUUCUACCUGCAGGAGUUGGAAAUGCCUUUCAUCAAACUGGCUGCCACGGAAAUUGUGUCAGGAGUGUCAGGAGAAUCAGAAGAGAAAGUCAGAGAGUUAUUUUCACGAGCUGUGGUAUGACAGGAUUAUGUUGAGCAUGUAGUUCGGUUCUUUCUUAUAUGUUAAGAGAGAGGUCCAUUGUCAAUGCUCCAGCUCAGUAUAUUGAUUGAGGAUGAAGAGUUGAAGAGUCCAACUUCAGUUGAGAGAGUGUGAAAGAGAAUUUUUUUUCUCCUGUCCUAAAUUCAUUGUUUCCAGGAUUUUCAACCAUGCAGCUACUUAAGGUGCAUAGAGUUUGUUUGCACCAACUGUAGGUAGUUGAUGCACCCUUUCAAAGAAGCUAGCAGAAAUUUUGUGAAGCACUGUAUUGUCGAGGAAAGGAGCUCUUGCAGCCUCCUCAUAGCUGCUGUAACAGCUCUCUUGUAUGGAGUUCAUGAAUAGGAUGAAUGUAAAUUGUAGCCUAAAUCUGUCAUUUUUUUCUUAGGCCCAUUCUCCGUGUGUGUUAUUUCUGGAUGAAAUAGACUCUAUUACACCCAAAAGAGAAACAGCUUCCAAAGACAUGGAACGGAGAAUUGUGUCACAGCUUUUGACUUGCAUGGAUGGUUAGCCAAGUUAAUGAAUGAUAUUGAUAAAUCUAUGCCAUUUACCAAUGAGAGCUCACACGUGUUAGCAAGCAGUGAAAUGGUUUAGAUCUUUCUUCUCUAACUGUUGACUGUUGCUGUUGAUCUUUUUAACCUGAACUGUGGAGGGAUAACAUUCAGUUUUCUUUGAUUUUCAGACCUGAACAGCAACUCAGAUGUUCAAGUCAUGGUUAUAGGAGCAACCAACAGGCCGGAUUCGCUUGAUCCUGCACUGCGUCGUGCUGGUCGGUUUGACAGGGAAAUCUCUAUGGGCAUACCUGAUGAAAAUGCAAGAGAAAGGUCUGUUACUUGAUGCACUCUUUUCACCAUCAGAAUUUUCUGUUUUACAUGCAGUUAUCAGUUGAUUUCAAAAUAGCUUACUUCCAUUACAUCCAUUGUCUUUUGUUUUUGAUUAAAUCCUGACUUACUUUCCACAGUCAAUUGGAAAUUGCUCUAAAUUUGGUGAACUUGACUUGACAUGCUACGUUUUCCUGCCAAUCUCAAAUUACUUUCCCUAAGUUAGUGGUAUUCUCAUUUUCUCGUUCCGUAGGAUUUUGAGAGUUCUUUGCCAGAAGUUGAGGCUAGAAGAAAAUUUUUGUUUUUCUGUGCUGGCUCGUCUUACUCCAGGAUUUGUUGGUGCAGAUCUUAUGUCACUUGCAAGAGAAGCAGCCUUGAUAGCAGUUAACAGGCAUGAUAACACAUUAAUGUAGCAAUGCUUGUACAAUAAUGUUAUAAUACUGUAGCAAUGUUCUAAUGUUCUUAUGAUACAUAAUAGUAAUAGGACCAAGUGGAGUCCAAUCCUGUCCGUAAUCAUACGAGUGAUUGACAAAAUCGGACCACCGCUAAGCGGGAGUCCGAUUUGUUAAUCACGAGUAUGAUUACACACCGAAUUGGACGACAAGAAGUCCUGUUACCAAUUAAUCAAAACUGUGACAAAAUUUGAGAAAGAAACUAGACAUCGGUUGUACGUUUUCAUUAAAAAAAAUCAACAGUUAACUCGGCGAAAUGCGAGACAACAGCGCACACACAUGACGCGUUCUGUCCACUUACACAGGCAUGACGUAUUAACUGUCCCUAUAAUUGUCCUAUCACACUGUCCAAUUACAAGCAUAACGCGUUCACUGUCCUAUUAGAGCUCAAAUCGGGCUGGUGAUAACCAAUCACUUUCGAUAAUUUUUUUUCAUAGUUUUGCUAAAGCAGGAAACUGUAGGUUAGCUUUUCCUUUUACAGCCUAACAUCAGUAUGCGUAUUCUCCAUACUGUUCUCUAUAAAUUUCCUGUGGUGCUGAAAAGGAGAAUUCAUUUGAUUAACAAUGCUUCAAACGUAUACCGUAAGUGGCUCCUUUUCAUCUUCUUGAGUAGUUUAUGGCAUCUUAGUUAGGAAUCUUCUUGGCCCUCCUUCCAGCCUAGAUUGUUGUGUGAACUGAAAAAAAACGGGAAAAUUGACACAUUUCAUUUAACUUUCACGACAAAUUGAACCAGCAAAAAUACGUUGCCUGUAGUUUACCCUGAACUUGAGUCCUUUGGUGCUUUCAGGAUAUUUCAAGAACUUGAAAGGAACGCAGAAAACAAGCGUGAAAAAAAUGAGACAAUGGCGACCACUGAACAACAGAAAGAGUCUGACGGGUUACAGGAUAUAAGGGAAUCCUCUGAUACUGUUCCUAGGUCAUUCAGUGGUAAGUUUAAUACUUUAGGAACCUUAAGCAGUCAGCACGGGGAGGAAAAUUUCGUGGUAAAAACCUGUGAAAAGAUUCACCUAAAAGAUGCCCUGUAAAUCUCUGAAUAGUUCUUAUCUCAAAGAUGACGACAGACCAGGUUUCAAUACUGAAUGUCGUAAGUAAUCUGGAAUUACGUUGGUUUUGCUUCACGAUUGGUUGAGAAAAAUCACGCCACCCCCUCAACCAAUCAGAUUCAAAGCGAAAACCAACCGCGUUUGGUCACUUGUAAUUUCCCGCCCAUUUUUACUGUGAAUUUUCAUUGGCUUGUUGUGAUAGUUUCCUUAGUUGUGAUUGGCCAUCGUGACUACUUUGGUUUUUAUGACACUCAUCCGGUAGGCGCUCAAAUUGAUUGCAUUUGGAUUCUCUUCUUGUUGCAGUGACUGAAUGGCUAAAAGAGCAAUCACCGCUGACAGAGAAUGAGUUAGAGAAGCUUUGUAUUAACAUGGAUGAUUUCAAGGUACUGGAUAUGUUUUCCCGCGCUUCAAGCAGUUCCCUUGAUUUCACUUUGAGUUUACAUUGGCAGAUGAUAAUGUUAACUUUUGUCCUGAUUGAUCGCUGAUUUUUUCUUUGGUUUUGGUUUUGGUUUUUCCACACUCCGUUGAAAACCGCUUUAAUUCAACUAGCUAAGUGUUUUUUUCUGUUUCUCAAAAAUAUUCCGUACUUGAAUGACUGUAGAUAUAUGUGAACUGCCGUUUGAGAAAUGAAUAUGAGAGCGAUCUUCGCAGUAAUGAACACUACUUAAGCAGUAGUGAAAAUAAGGCCUGAAAAAAUUCAGGCCUGUACGGGAUUUGAACCCAUGACCCUUGCGUUACCGAUGCAGUGUUCUACCUACUGAGCUAACAAGCCAACUGGGAGCUGGUCAUUAUAUUGGUUCGUAAUAAACCCGUGAAGUGAUGAAUAAAUGACUGUUGAUAUAUGAAAAUCAUGUAUUCCUUAUUUGAUAGACAGCCUUGUCUCAAGUCCAGCCUUCAGCAAAGAGAGAAGGAUUUGCCACCAUACCUGGUGUGACAUGGGAAGAUGUUGGAGCACUCAAAGAUGUCAGAGAGGAGCUUACUAUGGCUAUUCUGGUAAACACACCUUGCACUUACCCUUAAGCCGAUUCCCGUCGAAGCCUGAAUUUAUUCUUUCUGAAAUUUCUUAACCCUUUGCCCCUACGAAUGACCACAAUGAAAUUUCUCCUUACAAUAUCACGCCCGAGUCUCACAUAAAGGUCGCGAGAUUAAAGGAAAUGAUCCCCAGCCAAAGGAGCUCUUGAUUGUGAAACAAAUUCUCCUUGUCAGCCCUCGGGAAAUGUAAAGAGGGCAGAAUGGAGAAUUUACAUACUGAUGUUAGGGUGUAAAGGAUUAAACUUCCGCUAACCUGUGAGGAUAAUUUCUUCGCUUAUAAAAUCAUCGUUUAAAAUAUAAUUUAUUUCAGGUAAUUGUGACAGCUGGCCUUGUGGUAUCAAUAAAAGAAUUUUAAGUCAACUGACUGAAAAUCCAAGCGUUUACGGUUUAGUUUUCUGGGUUACAAUAUAUAAUUUUAUUGACUUCCCAUUCUGUCAGGCUCCAGUGAAAUAUCCAGGAGAAUUCCAAGCGCUCGGUCUCACUCAACCCCCGGGGAUUCUACUGGCUGGACCACCAGGCUGUGGUAAAACUCUUCUAGCAAAGGUACACAAAACGAAGAGCUUAUGAUUAGCCCGCAGUAAUUCAAGUAAGAGAGUCAGGCAGUGUCAUUUCUUUGUAUUCUUCUUUGGCUUCUUAAUUUGGUGUUUCUUCGUCCGCCUCCUUUCUUAGCUUAUUUGUCUGCCACUAUUUCUGUCCCUUCGUCCGUUUCGGAAAACAGUCAGAAUGACCGACAGAUACACAGAGACAGACGUACAAACAGACAUAAACAGAUAGACGGACACAAAUAGACAAACAGAUGAGACAGUCGGACACACAAGCAUAUAGACCGACAGGCUUAGAUAGACAGGCAGACAGACAGAUACUGAUAGAUAUAGACAGACAGACUGAAAUCAGUUUUCAGCUGAGUGAUUGUAAAAAAAAACAAAUCACCAAUUGUGCGAAAUGAUUUUAAAUCCGCGUCUAAAUAUGUAAUCAUUUGAUUUGCCAUCCUUAAUGGUCCGUAUUUUCCUUGUCGUGUAGGCGAUAGCAAAUGAGUCCGGCAUCAAUUUUAUCUCCGUCAAAGGACCAGAACUUCUUAACAUGGUAUGUUGAGACUAUUGGGUGACAAAUAGAUCGAAUUUUGUUCGAUGGCAUUUGUAAAGCUCACGCGACGUUUCAUUGUUGUGUCGGGUACCGAUCAAUGCCCACAGAAAACAGUCAUUUACUCUUACACAGAGAUACCGACAGGAUAAACCGUUGGUUCACAGAAGAAUGACAAUAUUCUCUUCAGUACUUUCGUAUUUUUAGUGAUGUUUGUUGAGUACUGUUUAUAAAUAUUUAUGGCUCAGCUAAGGUUUUUUUUAAUAGUUAAUAAUAAUAGUAAUAAUAAUAAUAAUAAUAAUAAUAAUACUUAUACUUAUCUAGCGCCAAUAUCAAUAUUGCUAUUUUCAGCGUUUAAUAGUUCCAUGGAAAGUUUCCGUUCACAAUGAGUAAUGAUAUAUAUUUUAUUUGAUAUACGGAUUAAAAAUCAAACAAUGUAGUGAUCCUCGCAAGCGGACUGUAAUUUCAGCCAUUGCACAAAAAACCUUGAAAAAAAUUUAGGAUUUGACGGGAUUCGAACUCAGGCGUCCCAGAUGAUAGUUGGGCGCUACCACCAACUGAGCUUCAAAGCUACAUGUUGGGAGCGGGGCACAUUUUAGAGGGUACGUCUUUCUAGCGGAGAAAUCAGAUCACAAUUUUUAAUUAAAUAAAUGUCAUUUGAGCCGCAAUUUUAGCAAUUGCACCUCACUUAGGAGGAUUAUUGCUUUAAUAGAGUUUAAAUUUUGUUUACAUGUCGCCCAUGAAAUUCGGUGAUACUUUUGUCAGUUUUGAACUGGUCAUUCUUAAGAAUUGAAUUUCCCAAAGUGACUUCAAUUUAUUGUUUAUUUGUUUGUUUCGUACAUUAUCUUAGUAUGUUGGUGAAAGUGAGCGAGCCGUUAGACAAGUGUUCCAAAGAGCUAGGAAUUCUUCGCCGUGUGUAAUCUUCUUCGAUGAACUGGAUGCACUCUGCCCUAGGAGAUCCGACAGUGCAGAGGUAACGUAAUAAUCUGGAGCUCAAUGCAAAAGACAAAAAUCAAAUCAAAGUAAAAGGUAACGUCAGCUUACGAGCCAGAAGUCUUAUCUUACCAUAUCAUGGUUUCCCUAGCAUUACGAGUAUUUAUUUUUUCGUCUUAGAAUUUGGGACACAACCAGCAGGAGUGAAAAGGCGACUUUACAACUCUGUGCACUUUCUCUCUUUUUUAUGUCACAUUUUUACAGAUUCAAAUGUGACAUUUAUAUGUUAACUGUCCCAACAUCUUCCAACAUCCAAAAAUGUUGCUACAAAAAUUUGACCAGUUUCAAACUUGAUCCGACAUCAUCCAACAUCAUGCAACAAGUUGCUACAGGGUGGCCAAACGUAUGCAACACGUUGUGCGCAAACGGGGCGAAGCUCUCGACCCAGCUUCUUACCGCUCUUUUAGCUACGCACGCCGUUGUCAACUGACGUUUCCGUCCUCUUGCUUAAUCACCCUAAUGUUGGAUGAUGUUGCGUUGAAAAUGUUGCGUGCGUUUGGCCGGGCAUUAACAUUUUCUCGUUACGGUUUCUAGUCUAGUGUAAACGUACGAGUCGUCAAUCAGCUGCUGACUGAGAUGGAUGGUCUGGAGGCCAGGAAACAAGUAUUCAUCAUGGGAGCUACAAACCGACCAGGUGAAACAAGUCUGUUAGUCGCUUAACCCUUUAACCCCUAGGAGUGACUAGCAUCUAAUUUCUCCUUACAAUAUCACCCCUGAAUCAAACAUUAAGGUCAUGAGAAUAAAGGAAAUGAUCACCAAAUGAAGAAGCUCUUGAUUAUUAAACAAAUUCUCUUUGUCAGCACCUUGGGAAAUUUAUAGUGAUUAGUAUGGAGAAUAUGAGUACUGAUGUUAGGGGGUAGCGGGUCAAUGAACUUUGGAAACCUUGAAAUGUGGCAAUAUUCAAUGGAGUGUCGGAGGCACUCCAGGACUACAGUAGUCGAGCUUUUUCGACGCUCUGCGAUUGGUAACUGAAGAAAACUUGUGUGUCCCUUUUCUGCCAAGUGAAGCCUAUUUCGGUUUAAUCACUUGCGUUUUGUCGCUCUUUUCGCCGGUCAUGUGAAUUCGCUUCGAGUUCUUGUUGUUUCCUUUCCUUUGGUUCUUGGUUCUUAUUGAUCGUUGUUGUCACUGCGGUUUUAGUUUUUCGAACCCCAAUCGAGAAGCACUUUAGAAGGAACUGACACCUGUUUAGUAAUAUUCUAAUCUUCUGUUCAUUUUUUGAUAGAUAUUAUCGACCCGGCUGUGCUGAGACCGGGACGACUCGAUAAAGUUCUGUAUGUUGGUCUUCCGGACACAGACGACAGAGAAGACAUCCUCAGAACACUCACCAAGGUAGGUGCAUUCUCAUUACACAUCUCAGUAUAAAACCAAAUUGACCCAAGCAAGUUCUCUCGAAGUAAAACUUUUGUUUGCUAUUGACUUCAGAAAGAAAAAUUGUCAACGACACUUUUCGAGAAAAAAUUUGACAAGUGUUUUCGCUCUGGGAUGAGAAAAAUUCCGCCAUUUUAGUUUGGUGUUCUUAUGGUCUCAAGCGUGAGCCCGCGAAAGUUCCUGCCAUGCGCAUCUGUUUUUCAGCUCUCUUUCUGGGAUUUGUUUCAGAAACUCGCGCCACUCUCUCUUGACCAAUCAUAUUCAAAACUGAAAUUAGUCACUCUCGUUUAUUUCUCAUAGUGUUUUGAUUGCCUGUUGUGAUUACUUUGAGUUUGGUUUUAUAAUGAGUUUUAUGUUUUCCUCACUGACCUCUUUAGGAUGGGAAGAAACCAUUGCUUCUGCCUGAUGUUAGUGUCCGAGAUCUUGCACAGGAUGAAAGAUGCGAAGGCCUUUCGUAAGUAUAGUAAAACCACGCGUCUUGCAAUGCUAAUGUUAUUUAAUGACGGCAUGCACGCACGCUAACAGCGCCGGUUUCCAAGUACGAAUUGAAAUGAACGCCGGUGAAACGUUAGGAGUACUCAGUUAUAGAAGUGGGGUAACGCGCCAUGGAUCAAUGGUUCGUCUGGGGAAGCAUAUGAAGUAUUACGAGCCAAGGACUCGUGUGUCCUCUCUCUCGCGCGUUUUACCUGAGUUCUCGUUAAGUGCGUGCCACGUUGGUUAAGUUUCCAAACCGUUUCGCUUAUGGCAUCAAUCUUUUCACUCUCUGCAGUGAUUAACUUCAGUUCUUGCGAACUGGAACAGAAUUCAUUGUAUUCAGUCUUGCAAAAAAAAGUCUCAAUAAUCCUAUACUGACAAUUCUCUCUUCCAGGGGAGCUGAUUUAGCGGCAUUGGUGCGCGAAGCUUGUAUGGUAGCUCUACGAGAACGAAUCCACGUGCACUCCACUGGUCACGAGUCCAUUGAGAAUCAACCUCCCCCGGAACAAAGCCCCUUAGGGGUGGGUAAGAGGCAUUUUUUGGCGGCCUUUCAGAAAGUGAAGCCGUCAGUGAGCAAGAAGGUAAGGAGAGAUACUUUACAAGAUUACUUCGGAAAACCUUGCCAUCCCAGUUGGUGUUCCCACGAAAUGAGUAUCAUCGUAAAGAAAGAUUUUUUUCAAAUAAGUCGUGAGGUCAAAACCAUACUGGUCGGUAGUAAUGUCGUGAAUCAAGUGUGAAAAAAUGAUCUCUUUUCUCAGCGACGGGUCAGAAUCAGUUAAAGGCGUGGAGCCUUCGGCUAGAUAUGCGAAAAACGUAUCAUUGAUUUUAAGAGUGCUCUCUUUUGCAUAAGAAUUCUAGAUAUACCUUCUCCUGUGCUUAACGCUUUUGAUGACGUAUUGUCUCGCAUUUGCGUUUCUCCCUACGAUAUCUUCCCUGAAUCACAUGUUAAGGUCAUGAGAAUAAAGGAAAUGAUCACCAACGAAAGAAGCUUUUGAUUGGUAAACAAAUUCUCCUUGUCAGCACCUUAGGAAAUGUAUAAAGAACAGUAUGGAGAAUAUGCAUACUGAUGUUCGGGUGUAAAGGGUUAACCUUGAUUUUGAUUUCUUCUAAAUAGGAUCAAGCUUUGUACGGAAAAAUGAGGACAUUGCCAACGACCGGACAACUGGUCUGA
Pocillopora meandrina is the source of this 13304-nucleotide messenger RNA. The record is from the annotation of a GenBank genome assembly. Lineage: Eukaryota; Metazoa; Cnidaria; Anthozoa; Scleractinia; Pocilloporidae.